AUGUAAAACUGGUCUAAUUCAAUUGGUGCAAUCGGUACAUCAGACUUAGGUUCUGCUUUAGCAAAGUGCAUUAAUCUCUCAAAUUUGACACUUGACCUUUAUAAUAAUUAAAUUGGUGAUGAAGAUGCAUCAGGCUUAGGUUCUGCUUUAGCAAAGUGCAUUAAUCUCUCAAAUUUGACACUUAACCUUGGGUCUAAUUCAAUUGGUGCAGAAGGUGCAUCAGGCUUAGGUUCUGCUUUAGCAAAGUGUAUUAAUCUCUCAAAUUUGACACUUAACCUUUAGUAAAAACUGUUUAUUUGUUUUGGAUUGUGA
Tetrahymena thermophila SB210 is the source of this 312-nucleotide messenger RNA. RefSeq names its product cyclic nucleotide-binding domain protein. NCBI's taxonomy places the organism in Eukaryota, Ciliophora, Oligohymenophorea, Hymenostomatida, Tetrahymenidae. The record is from RefSeq and is a predicted model, not a curated record. The transcript has 4 exons.